AUGGACCAGAUGGCAGAUGAAAUUACUCUGAGAGGCGAUGUGAAAGACAAAGGGAGAGUAAACACUGCUGAGGAGAGCGCUACGUGGGUGAGAGGAGAAAGGAUAGAAAGUGAGGCUCAAGUCAGCGGCUGGAAACUUGGUGCCUCCGCAGACACUGGGCCUCGGGAGACUGGUAGAGACACAGACACUCAGCAGCCUGGAGAGUGUGACAGCUCUUCUUCCCCUCUGCUCUCUUUGAAAAAGUACCUGAGGAGGCCUUCCUCUGCAGCAUCCUCCACCACAGACUCUGUGUCUUCUUCUCAGCAGAUUGACUGUGCAGGAAUUGUCCUGAACUUUCUCUUCUGCCGGUUCUACGAUAUGAUCCUCAUGCUACCUGACUCCUGUGAGAGAGUUGUCAAUCACUGCUGCCCCAACUACAGACAAGUUGUCACCUCGAUGGAGUCUACUCCCAGCAGUACCGAUGACUCCUGCGUGGAACUGGACUGUGGUCUGUUCGGUUCCUGUGAUGAUGCAAGUGACUGUCUGGAGUUGGCUAUGGAGCUUUCUGAAUUAUGCUAUCACUAA
Messenger RNA from Perca flavescens (yellow perch), 564 nucleotides. It is a transcript of the gene mdfic2, whose product is annotated as MyoD family inhibitor domain containing 2. The record is from RefSeq and is a predicted model, not a curated record. Bases 1 to 564 code for a protein of 187 amino acids. The transcript has 3 exons. Lineage: Eukaryota; Metazoa; Chordata; Actinopteri; Perciformes; Percidae.